AUAACCAUUUGUUUGUUGUUUUCUGUCACAAUUAAGUCUCUGUUUUGGUUAUUAUUUUAAUUAUUUUUAUAAUUGUUUCAUUUUAUUGUCUCUCAAUCAAUUUAAUUCACUAUUGUUUACGUGAUAGAUCAAUUUGUUACUUGCCACAAUUAAGAUGCCCGGAUAUCAUUCUAAAUUAACAAAUGCAUCUCGGAAGAUUGGAAAUGUAGCCUUUCUCACAUUUAAAACUAAAGUUCGUGGACCAGUGACAACAAUGAGUCCAGAAGAUUUGGUUGAUAAUGAAUUGGAUAUAAUUGAUGAAGCUCUUUUCAAUUUUAAGGCCAAUGUUUUCUUUAAACAAUUUGAGAUUCAAAGUGAUUCUGAUCGAGUUCUAAUCUAUUUAACCCUGUUUAUCACUGAAUGUUUAAAGAAACUACAAAAAUGUACCAGCAAAGAUCAAGCAUUACAAGAAGUUUACUCUCUUGCUGUUUCCAAAUUUGACAUUCCCGGUGAUGUUUCAUUCCCUUUGAAUACCGUUUACGCUAAACCAUCAACUCUGGAUGAAGCUAAUCAAAUGCGAGCUUAUUUUAACCAAUUAAGACAAGAGACUGGUCAAAGGCUGGUGGAGAGAGUGUUCGAUAAGGAAACGAAUAAACCAUCAAAAUGGUGGAUCUGUUUCGCUAAGAGAAAGUUCAUGGAUAUUAGUCUUUCAGGGAGAGGACAAUAAAUUGCAAUUCUUUUGUUUUUCUAUUUCAAAAAGAAAUCGUCACUUGUUAACCAUUGUCAUCGGUUGUAAAUUCCGAUUCUUUGAUUAUCUUUCUCUCUCUCUCUCUCUUCUAUACACACAUACACAGUCUUUUCCUCUCUUUAGAACUGCUCAAAUUGUUUUCAUGUUUCAAAUUGCCGAAAAUGUGGACCGAUUACUAUGGAUUGAUAAUUAACACGAUAAAAAUGAAAUAAAGUCAUUUAGACAAGAAAAUAUUA
Panonychus citri (citrus red mite) is the source of this 963-nucleotide messenger RNA. It is a transcript of the gene Arpc3A, whose product is annotated as actin-related protein 2/3 complex subunit 3-like. The transcript is spliced from 2 exons. Gene Ontology annotation, cellular component: cytoskeleton; Arp2/3 protein complex. Lineage: Eukaryota; Metazoa; Arthropoda; Arachnida; Trombidiformes; Tetranychidae. Bases 155 to 706 code for a protein of 183 amino acids. The record is from RefSeq and is a predicted model, not a curated record. Gene Ontology annotation, biological process: Arp2/3 complex-mediated actin nucleation; regulation of actin filament polymerization. Gene Ontology annotation, molecular function: actin filament binding.